AUGGAUCCUACAUUGCUCCUGAAUCAACCUGUCGGUUCACGUGCUGCAGACUGUCUAUCGGGGAUGUUGACUCAAAGCUGCUCUGAGAACAACCUGAAGUUUAUCUGUGAGUUUAAGCCUGGUGAAGAGGACUAUAAUGUGGAUAUGGAUUUUGGGUCCGUGUCAGUCAUCCUCCCUGCUCAAUGCAGUGUCCACCAGCUACGACUACGCAUCUGCAUGCAGGCACAGGAGCAGAAUUGCCAUCCAGACCCACUUGCAAUACUGGACCCAGAGAGAUACACUCUGCUAUAUGCCAGGGGAGAGGACUGGUAUGAGGCCUACGAUGACUGUCAAGUUAUCAGGACGCUAGACAUUCCAUGGUCGUGUGACGACACUGGCCAGCUGUUGGCACACAUAGUGGUAAAACCGCUGGUGGCAGUUGAUUCAGAGGAGAAACAGAAACAACAGCAGUUUCUGUCUUACCUGAUUGGACACGACCUGGAGAAAGAAGCAUCAGACAGACUGGGUGAGCUAACAUUCACCCGCAGGAAACUGGCAUCUCCAAGAAGACAAGAGCUAAGGAAUCGGGAUUACGAGUUGUAUGCCACAGAGCCUUGGGUAACAUGCGCCCCUAUCCCAAACGACUUACUAGACUGGCUAAAAAGAAAGCUUCCUGUCAACCUCCAUUACAUGAGCCAGAUCAGCUUCAGCAUACACGUUGAUUUGGGCGCAACACCUAAUGUCCUCCUUAAGGUUUUUAGAAGGGUGAUGUCAGACCAGCGAUUUGAUUACAUCAUUUCUGAUAGUCUAGCAUUGAAAGUUUCAGGAAGGGAGGAGUUUUUAUCUGGAGACUACCCCCUCACUGAUUUCCAUUGGGUUCGACAGUGCUUGAAAACCAAUCAGGAUCUCCACCUGUCUGUGAUCCCUGUGUCACAGCUUGUCGAGGAGACUGUCGAGUUUGUGGACUGGCCACUUGUUGACAGUUUCAGCGGCCAAUUCAGCUCCCAUGAAGAUCUCUGCCUCAAAGGGAAGGAUGUGGAGGACAUCUACAUGAUAUCCUUAUGGGACUGUAACAGAAAACUCCGCGUCAAACUGCUUGGCUUUGACAUCCCAAAACUUCCAAGCAAAUGCCCUCAGUCUGUUUAUGUAGAAGCCUCUAUUCUUUAUGGUAACAAGGUUCUCUCUUCAGUGUCUUCCCUUUCCAAGGCCUUCGCAGACGAAGUACUGUGGAAUGAGUGGCUUGAUUUUGAUGUUCUCCUCAGGGAUCUGCCGCGUGGAGCAAAGCUGGGUUUCACAAUUAUUGCCAGUGGUAAUGACAGCUCCCCUGCAACCAAAGACCCAAAGCCACCAUUGUCCUCAGGCAAUAAAGCACCAGACCAGCAGAAAGGGAAGGGGAAGGAACUCUACUUUGUCAAUCUUCUCCUCAUAGAUCACAGGUCUGUGCUCAGUCAGGGGCCCUACACCCUGCACAUGUGGUCCUACCCUGAUGUGGAGGAAGAGGCUGUUACCUAUCAGGCAGACAAGCUGUCCUCCGCUACCAAUCCAGACAUAGUUGAUUCUAUGGCUAUCAGCUUCCUUCUGGACCGCUACAGCUUCCCUGUGGUUCUCCCAAACAGCUUCAGCCCCUCUGAUCAUUCUGCCAGCCUUACCUCCAAACCUUCCCCGACCAAAUCUACUGCUUCUUCUUCUGCACCUUCCUCCUCCUCACCUUCCUCACCCCCAUCCAACUUUCUCAGCCCAGAUCCUUCCUCCCUGCAUCUGAAACCAAUCCAGGGCCAAUCAAAAGACAAUAUAACCUUAAGAUCCCCAUCUCCAGUGUUCAACACAAGCAAGGCUUGCCUCAGAAGAUUCCGGGAAGAGAGCGUCCGCUACGCCUCUAACCUCCCACAAUUCUUGCGAAGUGUAGAUUGGAUGAACCGCGGAGUGGUUGAAGAUGUCCACUGGUUACUUGGAAACUGGGAUCCAGGUGAACUGGACUUAACCGUGGCCCUCGAGCUGUUGAGCAUGGACUUUGCAGAUGAGACGGUCAGAAGAUUAGCAGUUCAGAGACUGGAGAGCCUGUCUAAUGACGAUGUAUUGAAGUAUUUGCUGCAGCUGGUGCAGACCCUCAAAGUGGAACCUUACCAUGACAGUUACCUCGCUCGAUACCUGAUCCAAAGAGCUCUGGGGAGCAAGAGAAUCGGCCACUUCUUCUUCUGGUAUGUCCGCAGCGAGGUGGAAGGUUGUCCGUAUUUCCGCCAACGCAUGGCUGUGAUUCUGGAGGCCUACCUGCUGGGCUGCGGUCAGGCCAUGCUCGACAGCUUCACCCAGCAGGUCCAGGCUGUGGAGGCUCUACAGGAGGUCGCUAUGAUCAUUAAGCAACACUAUCCAAACGACGUCCCUAGCACAGCUCCACUGAAGCUUCAAGAGCUUCUUCAAAACAGUAAUCUGCCUGAUGAAUUCUUGCUGCCCUUUGACCCCCGCAUCAAAGCCGGAAGGAUCCUGCUGGACAAAUGCAAAGUGAUGGCCUCGAAGAAGAAACCUCUGUGGCUGGAGUUCUCUCCCAUGCCGUCGCCCAACUUGCCUACACCCAUCGGAAUCAUCUUCAAACAAGGGGACGACCUCAGACAGGACAUGCUGGUUCUUCAAACGCUGGUGUUGAUGGACUCUAUCUGGCAGGAGAAAUCUCUGGACCUUAACCUUGUUCCAUAUGGCUGCAUCUCCACAGGACACAACAUAGGUAUGAUUGAGAUUGUGAGGAACGCAGUGACCAUCGCCGCCGUCCAGAGGAGCCACGGAGGAAAUAAUGCAGCCUUUAGAAACGACGCUCUGUUUGAGUGGCUCAAGUCCAAGUGCCCGCUUCAGGAAAUUCACUACAAUACUGUGGAGCGCUUUGUGAAGUCUUGCGCUGGUUACUGUGUUGCCACUUAUGUAUUGGGUAUAGGAGACCGUCACAAUGACAACAUCAUGAUCACUGACAAAGGGAAUCUGUUACACAUCGACUUCGGUCACAUCCUGGGUAACAGGAAGCACUUCCUCGGCGUGAGCAGGGAGCGCGUUCCGUUCGUCCUCACGCCUGACUUCCUUUAUGUCAUGGGAAGGGUCAAAGGCCGCAAAAGCCUCUACUUUCAACGGUUCAUGGACACUUGCACCAAAGCGUACCUCUCCCUGCGCUCCCACUCUCGCCUGCUGGUCACGCUCUUCUCCCUCAUGCUGCUCACAGGCAUCCCCGAGCUGAGCGCCGCAGAGGACAUGCGCUACCUGCGGGAUGCGCUCCAGGAGGAACAGGGCGAGGCCGAGGCCAGGGAGCACUUCCUCCAGCAAAUCGCUCUGUGUGAGCAGCUUGGCUGGACCGUGCAGGCUAACUGGUGGAUCCACAUGGUGGCAGGCAUCAAAUAGACUCAUAGCAGGAGGUGGGGAAAUGGAGAGAGUUCAAAUAUGGUCAUGAUUUUUGUUUUUGUUUGUUUAUGUAUCUAAAUGUAAUGUCCUGUGUCUCUCUCCUCACUUGAGAGC
Messenger RNA from Scomber scombrus (Atlantic mackerel), 3471 nucleotides. Its product is annotated as phosphatidylinositol 4,5-bisphosphate 3-kinase catalytic subunit gamma isoform. The transcript is spliced from 12 exons. Gene Ontology annotation, biological process: phosphatidylinositol-3-phosphate biosynthetic process; phosphatidylinositol-mediated signaling; phosphatidylinositol 3-kinase/protein kinase B signal transduction. The record is from RefSeq and is a predicted model, not a curated record. Lineage: Eukaryota; Metazoa; Chordata; Actinopteri; Scombriformes; Scombridae. Gene Ontology annotation, molecular function: 1-phosphatidylinositol-4-phosphate 3-kinase activity; 1-phosphatidylinositol-3-kinase activity. Gene Ontology annotation, cellular component: phosphatidylinositol 3-kinase complex, class IB; cytoplasm; phosphatidylinositol 3-kinase complex, class IA. Bases 1 to 3357 code for a protein of 1118 amino acids.